AUGAAUGAAGCAACAUGCUAAUAAGAGGGAGUAGCUCCAAGGUGGUUCUCCGUACUCGCGUCGCCACCGACGGAUAAGCUUACUCCUCUUCACAAGACAACCGGACCUCGCUUCUCCUGACUGCCGUGAUGGACCGUGAGACAGUUGUCAUCGUCUCUGCAGCAAGAACUCCGAUAGGGUCGUUUAAUGGAGCCUUCUCCACACUGCCUCUGCAUGAGUUGGCGUCCGUGGUGAUCAAGGACGUGCUGCAGCGUGCUGGCGUGACCCCAGACCAGGUGUCAGAGGUCAUCAUGGGUCACGUGCUCACCGCAGGCCACGGGCAGAACCCUGCGCGGCAGGCGGCGGUGGCGGCGGGCAUCCCCUACGCGGUGCCCGCCUGGAGCUGCCAGAUGGUGUGCGGGUCGGGCCUGAAGGCCGUGUGUCUGGGCUGCCAGGCCGUCCAGACGGGAGACGCCACCGUGGUGCUGGCGGGGGGCAUGGAGAGCAUGAGCAGGGCUCCCCAUACUGUUCAGAUGCGCUCGGGGGUGAAGAUGGGAGACACGCCCCUCCAAGACUCCAUCGUUGCUGACGGCCUGACCGACGCCUUCCACUCCUACCACAUGGGCAUCACAGCGGAGAACGUGGCGAAGCAGUGGGCGGUGUCGCGGGAGGAGCAGGACCAGUUCGCCGUGUCGUCCCAGAACAGAACCGAGGCGGCGCAGAAGGCGGGACAUUUCCACCACGAGAUCGUCCCGGUCACCGUGCCCUCGCGCAAAGGUCCAGUAGAGGUGCGUGAGGACGAGUUCCCGCGUCACGGCAGCAGCCUGGAGGCGAUGACCAAACUCAAGCCCUGCUUCCUGAGGGACGGAUCCGGCACCGUCACCCCCGGCAACGCCUCAGGGAUCAACGACGGCGCUGCAGCCACUGUGCUCAUGAGCCAAUCAGAGGCUCAGAGGCGGGGCUUGAAGCCAAUGGCACGAAUCAGCUCCUGGGCUCAGGCGGGCCUGGACCCGUCAGUCAUGGGCACUGGGCCAAUCCUGGCCAUCAGGAAGGCGGUGGAGAAGGCGGGCUGGAAGCUGGAGCAGGUGGAUCUGUUUGAGGUGAACGAGGCCUUUGCUGCCCAGUCUGUAGCGGUGCUGAAGGACCUCGGCCUCAACCCAGACAAGGUGAAUGUGUCGGGUGGGGCCAUAUCUCUGGGGCAUCCUCUGGGCAUGUCCGGCUGCAGGGUGCUGGUGACGCUUCUGCACGCGCUCCAACGGACCGGCGGGAAGAGGGGCGUGGCUUCACUCUGCAUCGGAGGAGGGAUGGGCAUCGCCAUGUGUGUGGAGACCGUCUGAGACACACACACACACACACACACACACACACACACACACACACACAGAGGAGGAGUGGGCAUCGCCAUGUGUGUGGAGACCGUCUGAGAGACACACACACACACACACACACACACACACACACACACACACACACACACGUCAGAGGAGGAGUGGGCAUCACCAUGUGUGUGGAGACCGUCUGAGAGACACACACACACACACACACACACACACACACACACAGGUUAUGGGUUAGCCCUGAUGACAUACGUGGUGUUCUGCUGCUUUAUAAACUCUAAAUGCCUUUAAAAGACGUCUCUGAUUCCUCUGACAUUCAGGACUCAUUCUGACUCAUCUCUUCUGACUCCUUUAACUCUCUCCUGAUUCUUCUGACUCUUUCCUGAGUCUUACGACUGUUGGGACUCUUUCGACUCUGACUCCUUUGACUCUCUUGUGGCUAUGUCUGUGGUGACUGCUCCUGAUUCGGACUCUUUUCCGGCUUUACAGACUCUUUUUCUGACUCUUUUGACUCUCUUUGCGUCUAUGUCUGUGAUGACUGUAUCAGUUCUGUCCUGUGUGUUGACCUGCUGGGGCCUUAGAUUACAGGAGCUUACAGGCAGAUCAGACCCAGGCCUCGUCAGCUGCACUAUAGAUCAGACCCAGGCCUCGUCAGCUGCACCUAUAGAUCCUAUAGAUCAGACCCAGGCCUCGUCAGCUGCACCUAUAGAUCAGACCCAGGCCUCGUCAGGUGCGUCUAUAUCUAUAGAUCAGACCCAGGCCUCGUCAGCUGCACCUAUAGAUCAGACCCAGACCUUGUCAGCUGCACUAUAGAUCAGACCCAGGCCUCGUCAGGUGCGUCUAUAUCUAUAGAUCAGACCCAGGCCUCGUCAGGUGCACCUAUUGAUCCUUAAAACAUUCCUCACUGUCCUGCUGGCCUCACAUGCUGAACUCUAGUCCAGUGUUGUUCUGGCAGUGGGCGGUCAGUCAUGAUCCUGCUUCUCUUGCAUACUGUACUUUAGUGUACUUUACUGUACUUUAGUAGUGUACUUUAGUUCUCCUCUGGCAUGGUUGGGACCUACCUUAUCAGCGUGUGCUGGGAAGACAGACAUUAUGACUGCUAGCAUCUCCGAAUGUCCCCCCAAACCAGCUUCCAUUCAGCUAGCAUCUUUAGAUGUUCUCCUGAAAAAGCUUUGGUUCAGCUAGCAUCUCCGAACGUCUCUCCAAACAACCUUCUGCUUAGCUAUAGCAUCUCCGAACGUCUCUCCAAACAACCUUCUGCUUAGCUAGCAUCUCUAGUUGACCUCCUGAACCAGCUCCUGCGUAGCUAGCAUUUGUUGAUGCCCUGAACAUCCUUCUAGCUUCUCUAGUUGACUUCCUGAACCAGCUUCUGCUUAGCUAGCAUUUGUUGAUGCCCUAAACAUCUUUCUAGCUUCUCUAGUUGACCUCCUGAACCAGCUCCCCUCGUGUCCCUGUCCGUGUGACCUGAAGGAAACCUCAAACCUCAAACAACAUUAACACUAACAGCUGAGCUAACCACUAGGGGGCGCUAAACACCUCCAAGGCCAGUGACCAUGACAAAGAGGCGCUCAGUGAAGACACUGGAGACUCCUCUGGAUGGAAAGGGAAGCUGAUUUAGAGUGUCUGGGUGAAACUAAUGAAGGUAGUUGUCAUGUCAUAUUAUGCAUUUACAAUGUAGGCCUAUAGGCAUUGUAGUCUGUCAGGGAAAUAUGCCAGUCUUCCUGUACUCUGUGUGCCAUCAAGGCUAGUCUAGCCUGCUGUCUAGUCUACUGUAUCAGAUGCUUUUAGUAGGUAGAUAGCCUUUUUAAUAAAGUAUAAUAAUUGAAUGGAAUUUAUCCCAGAGAAAAAAUGUUUACAAAUGAAACCAGGGUUGAACUCUGGAGAAGAAUAAAGAUUACAACCCCAAAGCCCUA
Sardina pilchardus (European sardine) is the source of this 3229-nucleotide messenger RNA. RefSeq names its product acetyl-CoA acetyltransferase 2 (gene acat2). The coding region runs from base 129 to 1316 and encodes 395 amino acids. Lineage: Eukaryota; Metazoa; Chordata; Actinopteri; Clupeiformes; Clupeidae. Gene Ontology annotation, molecular function: acetyl-CoA C-acetyltransferase activity. Gene Ontology annotation, cellular component: mitochondrion. Gene Ontology annotation, biological process: fatty acid beta-oxidation. The transcript is spliced from 9 exons. The record is from RefSeq and is a predicted model, not a curated record.